Girardinichthys multiradiatus is the source of this 1743-nucleotide messenger RNA. It is a transcript of the gene mchr2b, whose product is annotated as melanin-concentrating hormone receptor 2. Gene Ontology annotation, cellular component: membrane; neuron projection. The record is from RefSeq and is a predicted model, not a curated record. Gene Ontology annotation, molecular function: neuropeptide binding; G protein-coupled receptor activity. The transcript has 2 exons. Bases 158 to 1201 code for a protein of 347 amino acids. NCBI's taxonomy places the organism in Eukaryota, Metazoa, Chordata, Actinopteri, Cyprinodontiformes, Goodeidae. Gene Ontology annotation, biological process: neuropeptide signaling pathway.
AGUCAUCCUGGCUCAGACAUUUUAACGUUUUGCUAUACAAUCUGAGCACACGGACCGACUGGAGGACGCGGAAUCGCCCUGCUGAGGGAUAGAGAGCAGGUUUUACGCACGAGUCUGGAGAGCAGAGCGCAUUUUGUUUCCAAGAGGGGAUCUAAAGAUGAAUGACACGGACAAAAUCUGCAAAAACAACACAUCAUCCAACUUUAGCGAUCAGUCAUGUCUAACGCCAACUGCCGCGCCGUACAGCCCCAUCGACAUCACCACCUUCAUGCACAUUUUCCCCUCCAUCUACGGGAUCCUGUGCUCCGUCGGAGUCAUCGCCAACGCGCUGGUGAUCUACGCGGUGGCAGCGUGCAAGAAAAAGAUGGUCUCGGACAUUUACGUGCUGAACUUGGCCAUAGCUGACAUGCUGUUCCUUCUGGUUAUGCCCUUCAACAUCCACCAGCUGGUCAGGGACAGGCAGUGGGUCUUCGGAAACUUUAUGUGCAAGGCGGUGGUGGUGGUGGAUGUCAGCAACCAGUUCACCACUGUGGGGAUCGUUACAGUGCUGUGCAUUGAUCGUUACAUCGCUAUUGUGCAUCCCAGCUCGGAGAGGAGGACCGUGGAGUGGACUAUCAUAAUCAACAUGCUGGUGUGGGUGGGCAGCUUCCUCCUUACCGUGCCCGUCAUGAUUUACGCCAAAGUGGUCCACAGGCAGCACUUGCAGGUGUGCAUGAUGUACCUGGAUGGGCCUGGGGACAUGUACUGGUACACUCUCUACCAGUCCAUCCUGGGCUUCAUCAUUCCACUCAUCAUCAUCAGCACCUUCUACUCACUCACCCUCUACCACGUGUUCAGCUCCAUCCGCCGGGUCAAGCGCAAGCAGUCCGUGUGGGCGAAGAGGGCUACGAAGAUGGUGCUCAUGGUCAUCGCCUUGUUUCUGAUUUGCUGGUCGCCCUACCAUGUCAUCCAGGUGAUCAACCUGAGCAACAACCGGCCCACCAUUGCCUUCGUCUACGCGUACAACAUCAGCAUCUGCCUCAGCUACUCGCACAGCUGCAUCAACCCGCUCAUGCUGCUCAUCUUCGCCCAGAAUUACCGCGAACGCCUGUGCCGGCGGAACGCGCUGCACAGCUCGCAGCAUUCGUCCAAGGUCACCGUGGUCAAAAACGAUGGCUCCAGCACGGCAAACGACCCCAACUACCGCAUCACCGUCAUCUAGUCUGGGCGAUAAGUGCUUGAAUACAGUGUAACAAAUAGGAGGUGUACAGCUUUUUAGUAUUGUAAAUUAAUUUGCUAAUAUGCAGAAAAAAAAUCUUGAAGCAACAUCAUUAAAUCCAGCUUUUAUAAAAUUAACUCUAAAUAAAGGCACUGUAAUUUUUGGAUAAACCCUCAGAAACCACAAACUACACACAGCUGCUCAGCUCAUGAUAGAGUAAAUUCCUCUGCGCAGCUUCACUGGUCAUUUCACUAGUACCUACUGUGGCGUCUUCUGUCUGAACAGACCCAAUCUGCUGUAAGUAAUCCAAUUAAGAAGUUGCUAUAAGGGCUUAUGAUUUGAAACCAGCUGCUUCAGUAAUCCAGAGUUUACUGACACAAAGCAGAUAUGAGCUGUUCUGUUUUGAAAUAGAGCAGCUGGAAGUCUUAAAACCGCUUGUCAUGAUUUUAAAACGUUAAAGCUCAGGAAAUAUAUAUAUGUAUAUUUAUAUAUACAUAUAUUAUGUAUCUAUAGAUCUAUAGAUAUAUAAUAUAUAUAUAUAUAUA